Cheilinus undulatus (humphead wrasse) is the source of this 2554-nucleotide messenger RNA. RefSeq names its product follistatin-related protein 1-like. The record is from RefSeq and is a predicted model, not a curated record. The coding region runs from base 203 to 1138 and encodes 311 amino acids. Lineage: Eukaryota; Metazoa; Chordata; Actinopteri; Labriformes; Labridae. Gene Ontology annotation, molecular function: calcium ion binding; protein binding. Gene Ontology annotation, biological process: regulation of BMP signaling pathway; cell differentiation; multicellular organism development. The transcript is spliced from 11 exons.
CAUUGGCCGUGGCUGCUCAGGGAGGAGGAGGAGAGACCGACCGACUGGCUCGAAUUCCUCCGCGCUCCUCACAUUUCUAAAAAUCACGGACCUCCUGCUCCUCGCCUCCGUCCCGACAAACAUCCAGACGAGCUCCGGCUUCCUCCUCCUCCUCAUCUUCCUCCUCUGAGAAGAUUUCCGAGACGAGCAGCUUCUAACCAAAAUGAUGUCGCGAGGUAUCACCGUGCUCCUUCUGCUGGCACUGGCCGUCUGUAACGCCGAGGAGAUGCAGAGCAAGAGCAAAGUGUGCGCCAAUGUGUUCUGCGGGGCUGGCAGAGAGUGUGCCGUGAACGAGAAGGGGGAGCCCAGCUGUCUGUGUAUAGAGAGCUGUAAGCCCCACAAGAGGUCAGUGUGCGGCAGCAAUGGUAAGACGUACAGAAACCACUGUGAGCUCCACAGGGACGCCUGUCUGACUGGCCUGAAGAUCCAGGUGGCCCACGAUGGACACUGUCAGGAGAAGAAGACAGAGCAGGCUGCUGCCAGCCCAGUGGUUUGCUACGCCGCUGACCGCAAUGAACUGAGGAGUCGUGUGAUCCAGUGGCUGCAGACCGAGGUCGUCCCGGACGGCUGGUUCGUCAAGGGAUCCAACUUCUCUGACAUCCUGCUCAAAUACUUCAAGAAUUAUGACAAUGGUGACUCUCAGCUGGACUCCUCAGAGCUGCUCAAGUUCAUCCAGCAGAACGACUCUGUCGUGGAGCUGCAGUCGUACGCAGACCAGGAAAGCAACAAGCUGCUCAGGAGCCUGUGUGUCGAUGCCCUCAUCGAACUCUCUGAUGAGAAUGCUGACUGGAAGCUGAGCUUUGACGAGUUCCUCAACUGCCUGAAGCCUGGCUUCAAUCCACCAGAGAAGAAAUGUGCCUUGGAGGAUGAGACAUACGAGGACGGCGCAGAGACACAGGUUGAGUGUAAUCGUUGUGUUUGUGCUUGUGGCAACUGGGUCUGCACUGCUAUGACUUGCACUGACAAAACAGCAGCUGUGGAUGAGGCAGCAGAUGCUGGGGCAGAGAUGACUGAGGAGGAGUGGAACCUCAGAGUGGCUGAGCUCAACAAACACCAGGAAACAGUGGAGAAGAUGAAGACCAGCACAAAGGAGGCCUAAACAAGGACGCAAUGAAGGAGAGGAUGCACAUCAUCACCUGUUCUCCAUACUUGAUUUACCUUGCGGCCAUGUGUUGUUUUUGAACUGACUUUAUCAUGUUUCUCUGCUAUGUUAAUUAUUACACUUUUUUUACGAUGUUUUUUGUGUUUGUGUUAAUGUUUGUUAGAUUCAGGGGCAAUCAAAGAGUAUUAUAGGAUUCCCUCGUGUUCAGUACUGUCAUAUUUGAUUGUAUUACUGCGCCUCUACACUAGCCUCGGGGCUGUUUUUACUACCAUCCUUAUAUUGUUACAGUUAUUAUUGAUUAAGGCAUAUUGUCACUGUUUUUAGAAUAUGGAAGUUGUUGAUUGAGAGGGUGGUGAGGUUAGGAGAGUAGAGAGCUGCCUGUUAAAAUAAGAGGGCUGUUGGAGGACUACUUGACAUCUGGUGCAGUUUUUGUUUCCGUUCAGCACUCUCAUCAGUUUUGCAGUCAACAGGUCAGUUAAAGAAGCGAGAAUAGGAGGGUAACGCUACUUGUGAUUUUGAUUUUGUUGCCGUUUAGAACUGCCACACUAGGCCACUACUUGACCAAUGCACUUCUUGUCUUUCUGUCUUGCUUUCUUUUUCUUUUCACAAGCCUGAGUCUUUUUUAAAUCUUCACUCUAAAGUCAGAAUUUUGCUUUUAAAGUUUGCUUCUGUGUACAGUAUGUUAUUGGCUUGAGUUGCAACUCAUCCUGAUCACAUGUUAUGCUCAGGCAAGUCUCAAUGGUGCUUUUUAACAUUUCUCUGUUGGUGUCUGACAUUUCCCAGACAGAGACACUGUGGUCCAUCUUUCAGUGCAGAGCUGCACAGCUGCACAUCAGUGAGACCUGAUCUGAAUAUAUCAUGGUGACAACUGAAACCAAAGUCUUAAUGAAGUGUUUGAAUGUUGUACUAAAUUCUCCAGGUAAAGCAUUACUCUGGACCCAGCAACAACACUAUACCUGUGCUUUCAGAAUCACUCGAACAGAAGGACUAGCCUCACUGUCAGCUGUAGUAGCUUAGACGCAUCAAUAACUGGGUGCAUUUAAAUCGUGUGUGUGAAUGAAUGUAUGUGUGUGCUAUUGAUGCUCAGAGUAGUUGCGUUUCUUAAAUGUGUUUUUUGUUGAAAUUCUGUACCUAAGUUGGGAGGUUUGACAAUACAAAUCAGUGCCUUAUACCUGCAAACCGUAUAGGUCUGUACCUUCGCCUGCAUCGAGGCUAUAAACGCCGAGUGCCAGAGCAAGAAUGAGUGUGCUUUUGCUGAAGUUUAGCAGUAUACUAGUGCUUUGUGACUCUAUCCCUGAUAAAUGUCUGUGUGAAAGUUGCAUUACUAGGUUCAGGCUAAAUCUUUAUAUUCCACUAAACGUGCAGAGACUGUAAGGAAUACAUAUGUAUGCCAAUAAAGCCCAUAAACCACAA